AACAUGAUAGUAAAGACAUUUGUAAAGUUACAAAAGAUUCCUAUUUCAAAUAAAUGCUGUUCUUUUGAACUUUCUUUUCAUCAAAGAAUCCUGAACAAAACCAUGUCAUGGUUUCCACAAACAUAUUAAGCAGAAAAACAGUUUUCAACAUUGAUAAUAUUAUGUAUGGCAGAACAAAAGCUAGUUUUGGUGGCUGGAUUACAUGUUGGACAGCCACAACCUUUAAAUGCUUUAAUUGGAUUGUCUCUGGUUCUACUUAUAAAUAGAAGUGAACAAAGAUAAACAACACACCUUCACUCUUCACAGGAAACAGCAUCAACCACAUUGCAUAGUCAGACAUCAGUAGGAAUUUUCUGGUAUUAUUUUUCCUUUGAGCCUAUCAGAGUUGCUCAAGAUGAGGGCGUUGAUCUUUUCUCUGGUUUUACUGGCGACUCUGGGGGCCUUUCAUUGUUCCCCUGAUACCGCCCUUCCUCCGAUAUCAGCCAACACUCUCAAACGCCUGUCUCUGGAAGGGGAGAAGCUGGUAGAUCAGGAGGUCAGCAAGGCACUGUACGGAAUCAAACAAAUGAAGGAGGUGAUGGCCAGGAAUGAAGAGAAACAUACAAACCUCAUGAUGUCUCUCAGGCACAGCGGGGAGAAGAAAAAAGGGGCAGCAGAGAUUGCACAGGAUAUAGAAAAGAAGUUGAAUGAAGCCGAGCAGCAGUGCAGAGAGUCUCUGAAGACCUCCUGGGAGGAAUGUCGACCUUGUCUCGAGGACACCUGUAAGAACUUCUAUACGAACACCUGCCGCCGCGGAUUCGCCACUUUCACCAAUAAGCUACAGAACUUCUUCCAAAGACUGAGCACUCGCUUUGGCCCUCGUGAUACUCAGGACGAGGUAGCAUUGAACCAGAGUGCAGAGAAUCCUGACCUGGAGGUGGUGAGAAUCGAGGACUCCUUCAGCAACCUGCUCACCAAAGUGGGAACCCUGGUCAAUCGCAGUGUGGUGCUGGUCUCCCACUUCCACCAUGAGCUGGACCAGGCCCUACGCAGAGCCUUCAGCCCUGAGCUUCAGGAAGACAAAGAGAGUGAGCUGGCUCUCAAGCCUGCCAACAAAGCUCUGGAUUCUGCCUUUCUGGAGGGUGUGGGCCUGGACGAUGUGCUGGAGUCUUUCUUUGACUUUGGCAGAAGUGUGCUGGAGGAGUUUGGGGCCGUAAUCACACAAGCCUUCAGUGACAUUCAUGAUGCUGGGAUGAAGACGGAGAAGGAGGAAGAGAGGAAACUCUUCCCUCAGUUUCUGCAGAACAAGAGACUGUGCAGAGAUCUGCGCAGAAAGUCCUCGGAGUGCUGGCAGCUGCAGAGCAAGUGUGAGGCCUGCCAGGGAACCUUGUUUACUGAAUGCCCAAAUGUAAGAGAGCUGCACAUCGAGUUGGAUGAGGCCUCGCAGCUGUUGGAGGCGUCCAAGCAGCAGUAUGAGGAGAUGCUGGGCAUCGUGCAACGCCAUACUGAUGACACCAUCAGCUGGCUCAGCAACAUGGCCUCCGACUUUGGUUGGGUGACCGAGCUUGCCAAUAACAACACCACUCCUGAGAGCAUCUUCAGCAUUGCCACGGUGGUGGCACAGAUUAAGGAGGGCAACAACACUCCAGCAGCAGACACUACAGUGGAAGUGAAUAUUCUAAACUCCCCCACUCUCACCCUGACCGUUCCUGCGGGUCUCAGGCUGCAGGAUCCCGCCUUCAUCCAGUAUGUGGCACAGGAGGCUCUGGGCAUGUACAAGCAGAUGGCCAGGCAUGAUGAUGUGUAAUCAAACUAGAAGUUUUCAUCACAGCACUAACCCGGGUACACUGCUAAAAGAGUACAUAGCUAUAUCUUGUGUGUUUACUUGUAUUUUAUGCAUUGUGCUUAGUUUAAAAAAAAAUAAGUUAUUGCAAGUAUUGUCAUUUAUUUAUGGUGUUAUGUGACAGGUUCCAAUUAGCAAUUGAAUCUUGUCGUGUUAAUUGAACUAAACAUCAGUAUGUCCGAAAUGUACUUAUGUACCGUAACAUAUAUACAUAUAUAUAUCACUGUUUUUAAACAGUCAUAACUGAAUAAUCACUAUUUAAAAGAAGCAUUUACUUUUAGUGCAUAACCAUUUGUCUAGUUACUUGCAUCAAUAGGCCUAUGUGUGUUCACUUUGAAGCACUAUGUAAAUCUAUGAAGCACUAUAAACGAUUAAUUAAAUUAUUGGGAAUGUUUCUAUGCAGUUCUGCCUCGGCCUUGGAGUAAAAAUAUUAUUAUGUACUACAAAAGUCAUAUAAAUUACCUUUUUUUUUUACUCAUGUAAAAAAGGGCUUCCAUAUGUUUCUGUUUCAGUCCUAGUCCAAAUGUUAUCUAUCUUAAAAUGUUCAACUGAAACAAUUUCACAAAUGUUGGAACAAAAAUGCAAAUCAUGAUUUGCAAAUAACCCACAUACACUUAAAAUCAUUACUUAAAACUUUAUUUUUUACUGUACAAAUUCUUCAGAUUAGUAAUCGUAUCCAUUGUUCCACAACAAUUUCAUUAAAACUCUGCAGCCUAGACCAUCACCUUAUAUCAGAGUACUUUCUCUUUUUUUGACACAAAGAACAAAAAUCAAUAAAAGAGUUUUGCUCAAACUUGCCUGUAGCCCUUGUAAAACAGGAGGUGAUGAUGGGAAAGAUGUCUAGGUAAUGUCCUGGGUAAAGACGGAGGACACAAAGAAGUCUCUAGGACAAAGGGCUCAUGUACAGGAAGGACAAAAGCAAGGCCUCUCUCUCUCUCUCUCUCUCUUUAUAUAUAUGAAAAGCUACAUGACAAAAGGGAGAAGAUAUCAACAAAUUAGCCCUCCAAAAGAUAUCGGUUUGAUUAAUCUCAAGUGCAUUCAAUUCCUUGUCAUGGAUGAAAUGAACCCGUUACAGAAAGUAGAUAACCAAACUCGAAACUCGAACAUUAAGACUGAAUCUGUAAUAGUGGUGCAAAAGCCGAUGUCUAUUUUGCCCUUUCCGUUAGACUUGUACCAUUUUUCUUUUUACUGAUUCCAUCAAACUUUGGUUGGUAAAUGGUCUUCUUAAUCUGUAGUACCUGAAUAUUUCACAGUGAUCGAUGCCUAAACAGGAAAUGCAACGACUCCACCAGCAGCAAACAUGGUACAUCAUGGUGAACGAGUUAAAAAAGGCUUUCUGCAAUUCUGAUUCC
Ctenopharyngodon idella (grass carp) is the source of this 3174-nucleotide messenger RNA. It is a transcript of the gene clul1, whose product is annotated as clusterin-like 1 (retinal). The transcript is spliced from 9 exons. The coding region runs from base 395 to 1786 and encodes 463 amino acids. Lineage: Eukaryota; Metazoa; Chordata; Actinopteri; Cypriniformes; Xenocyprididae. The record is from RefSeq and is a predicted model, not a curated record.